AUGGGUCAGCUUUCUUCAGAGAAAGUCUGCAGCUACAAUGAUGUUAUUCAGUAUCUGAAUUUGUCCAAGGACAACAAUCUGUUCACUCUGACCCGUCCAGUGAAGGACUGGAGAGACCCUACAGAGGUUUAUAUUGAGGUCUUCCUCUAUGCUAUCUUAGCAGUGAGCUGGGAGAAUGAAUUUAUUUCCUGGGAUCCUAGCCAGUUUUGUGGCAUUUCCAAUAUUUCAAUUCCCAGAGAGCUGAUGUGGGAGCCUGAUGUGUUUAUAUUUGAGGCCACUGAUGAGGACAAGUCUCAGCGGAGCCCAUAUUUGUAUAUCUUGAACGACGGCACAGUGUUUGUUGAAGACGAUGUCCGUGCGGUUACCAGUUGCAGGAUGAAUGUGUACCAGUUUCCCUUUGACACACAGACGUGCAACCUCACUUUUGGAGCUAUGAUACAUCAAGUGGAUACAGUGCGACUGAUUCCCUUCUCUAAUUCCUCAAGAGCCACAGAGCUCUCCCAGCAGGUGCUACACAGCCAGGGAGACUGGGAAUUUUUGGGCAUGCGUGUCCUGAAUUCAUCAUUUGGACUGGACAGGGGAAAAUGGGAUCAAAUAAUUUAUGAAAUAUCGAUGAAGAGGAGGCCCGAGCUUUAUGUCAUCAAUUUUCUGCUGCCGAUUUUUUUUUUCCUGUUGCUGGACAUCUUCUCCUUUUUCAUCUCGGAAACGAAAGGGGAGAAACUGGGCUUCAAGGUGACGAUCAUCCUGGGGAUCUCUGUUCUGCUGUUGAUACUAAACGAGAUCCUUCCUUCAUCGUCCAGAAAACCGCCGUUGAUUGCCAAUUUCUGCAUUGCCAUCUUUGCCUUCAUGUUGCUGAGUCUUCUGGAGACCAUUCUCAUCACAUACCUGAUGGAGAAAGACUCUGCCUCCCCUGCAGAGAGAGGGCUGAAGGGAUGCGAAAUGCUCUCCUCAGAGCCCAGCAGGAAGGCAGAGACAGAGGGAUACCAAGAGCACAUAUAG
Messenger RNA from Lepisosteus oculatus (spotted gar), 999 nucleotides. The record is from RefSeq and is a predicted model, not a curated record. Lineage: Eukaryota; Metazoa; Chordata; Actinopteri; Semionotiformes; Lepisosteidae.